UUGAAGUGUGGUAACCGCUGGUCGCUGUGGCGGCUACCCCAGCCGCUGUCUCAUGUAUGUGUCCCUGUCCCGACUCUGGACAGGGUUUUAACUGUUAUUUACAAUCCGGUGGGAACAAGACCGCUGGUCAAUAUGGGGGGUAACAGCAGCACGACAAGGAAAGUGUCAUUCGGACUGGACGAAGACGAGAAGGUCACAGUAAUUGAAGGAGUGAAGCUCUCAGAGGAUGUGCUCCGGCGGAUGAGGGAAUCUCAAGGGUCUGACAGCGGCAAGCCACCAUCUCCGUCAGACAGUCACAAACCACCAUCAAGUUCAAAACCAACAGGUCCCUCCACUACAGAAAUACAAGAAGAAAUCCGCAAAAACUUUGAGCGUCAACAGGCCCUGGUGCAAGAGCAGUUGGCCCAACUGGCCCAGAGGGAGAGAGAGUCAGCAGCAACCACAGGCCUGGAUGAGCUAACCCCUGCCCUCAUCAUUGAGAAAGGAAAGGCCCGUGAAGAGAAAGAAAAGGCCAAGAUACUGGCCAGACAACUAGAACGGAGGGAGAAGGAACUGGCCAGCAUCUCCAGCUUCUAUAAAGAACAGCUAGAAAUACUGGAGAAAAAAAACGUUGACAACUACAAGCAGACGGCUGAACAGUACAACCAGGCAGCUUCUAAGGCAGAGGCUCACAUCCGACCUCGGCAGACUGCGUCUCUGUGCGCUGAGCUGCAGGCCAAGGUGCUCCAGUGCUACAGAGAAAACCCACAGCAGACCCUUCACUGCUCGAGCCUGGCCAAACAGUACAUGACCUGCGUCCAGCAAGCCAAGAGCUCGCUGACGAAUCACGGCUGAGAAACCUAAAGAAAGCAGGAAGAGGAGGGGAAGAAGUGAAGAAGGAGAGAUCGUGUCAAUCCCGUCUAUUUCUCGCCUCCCUCUGUCCUUCUUCUAUUCAUCCGUCCAUUUAUUUAUCCACCCUCACAGAAUAACCCACAUCCUCUUUCCUACUCACCGUCCUUCUUGGUUUUUGAGUGUAUUAUCUUGACAUGUCACUAUAGAGUGUAUGAUGUGUUGAUUUAUUGUCAAGUUGCGCAGGCACACUCCUGCCGUCGCUGAAAUAAAUCCCAGUGAUCCGGUGGUGAUGAGACUG
Messenger RNA from Chelmon rostratus (copperband butterflyfish), 1129 nucleotides. RefSeq names its product MICOS complex subunit mic25a-like. The record is from RefSeq and is a predicted model, not a curated record. Gene Ontology annotation, biological process: inner mitochondrial membrane organization. NCBI's taxonomy places the organism in Eukaryota, Metazoa, Chordata, Actinopteri, Chaetodontiformes, Chaetodontidae. The transcript has 8 exons. Bases 133 to 834 code for a protein of 233 amino acids. Gene Ontology annotation, cellular component: mitochondrion; MICOS complex.